UCUGAAAAGCCACCACCCGGCACCUCAGGGGAGAGGGGUCCCCGGCGCUCACAGCCCCGGCAAGGAGAAGGCCAGGGGGCAGCUUUCCUGAGCCUUGGUGCUCUGGAUCCAGAGGACUGAAUCCAAUGCAGAAGCCCACUCCUAGCAGGUAUGUGCUGGCGCUCAUGAGGAUGGACACAGCACGCCAUGCCCCAGGAUGGCCACUUGGUGGAGCCCAAGGCCUCUUAUUACAUCAAAGUGCCCUGGGAAAAUUUGGUCGGAAUUUUACAGAAAUACUGGUGGGCGUUUCGUCGGCUGCUGUCAUCUGUCGUGGUGGCCAGGAGAGCUGUGGCUGGCAGGGGCCCGAGUCCACCUGCAGGACCACGGGCACUUUCACAGCCCACCUGCAGCACAUGUGGCCACCUGCUCUCCUCCCCAGAGAGUUAGCAACUAAAACCAGAUGUACAACAGUGAGGACUCUACCAGCUCACGCUUCCUCUGCUGGCCUCAGGCUGAUGCUGUCCCCGGGUGUCCAGGGGCAGCUCUGCCAGCCUUGCUCACACCUUGGGGGAUGCUGUUGAGGACAUUUCUGGACUUCCAGGUGCCUGUGGCCAUUUCUACAGCCUUCCAAGCAUCUUUAGCUCCCUCCUGUGCAGAGGCAGAUGAGUGCACGAGGGAUACAAGUCCUUGACGGGGGACGGUAAAGAUGGUGUCCUGGGGCCCCGCAUCCUGUUCCUCUCCUGGCAACCUACCCUCUGCCCCGGCACAACCCGGCUACAGGCGUGACAGUACACACUCACACAAACGGAACUAUGUGCAUGCACGGGCACACUCACGCUCACUCUCACAUGUGUGCACACUCGGGCACAGGCGCUCACAGGCACGCUUAUGCACACACACGCCACGUGAUCCAGCAGCGGCUGCAGCUGGCCUCCCCACCCCACAUGGGACAGGAAGCCCAAGGGCCAGCAGUGAGAGCCAGAAGGAGUCCCCGGGGGCUCAUGGCACAGCAAGCCAUUGCACCCGGUCCCCGCUGCCCCCAGCCCCCCCUGGCCUGUCCAUCAUCUGGGCGUAUGAUCCCAUGACCAGCAGACCAUCCUCCAGCUGCCCCAUGAGCAGCCACGUGCUUCUCCCACCGGCGGCCUGCACCUGUGAUGACUCCGAGUUCUCGGCCAGCAUAAUCCUUUUAGUCUCGCCAGCUAAGCAGCUCGGCCUCCUUACGUUGGUAAGGAGCUGGGCCAAGCCGGAUACAUGGCCUCUGCUCCGCAGGGCUUUCAUGGGCUCCCGUGGCCACAGAGGGCAGGGCUCAGAGGACCGACCCUUGAAGCAUGUCCUCUCCCUGGCUCAGCACAACCCCGGUCAGGUCCUGGCCUCUCCCAGCCCCUCGCAGGUCACAUGGAGCCUGGAGUCCUGGCAUUGGGAGUGGGCACCAGCAUGAGGCCAGCACCAGGGCCAGCCACACAGAGUAGCCAGCCCAAAGCAGGGCAAGGCCAGCCUCAGCUGUCCCAUGUCCAGCUGCUGUGCCCCAAAGUGCCCCAGAGGCCCGGGUUGCCCCAGAGCCCACCUCCACACAGAGACCCAUAAAGCAACGCAGUCACUCAGGGUGGGGGUUGGGACUGAGGGCCCGAGGCCCCCCAGGAAGCUCUACAGCCCUCAACUUGGGGAUCCCAGCCCCCAGGGGAAGCGGGGCCUCUCCAGAAGAGGGGUGCCACCCCCACUCCUACCAACGGCCUGUGGUGCUGAGGCUGCAGGGCCCUCAGCCCUGUGAGCCCACUGGAGCCCCGGAUGUGCCCAGGCCACCACAAAGGCCUCUCAGUCCAGGAGCCAAGUGGCCCUGGAGGCCUGGCCCAGAGCCCCUGUCAAGACCUUUUCAGAGGAAGCAGCUCAUGGCCCAGGGCUGGCAGCGACCGUCUCCAAACUCCCGUUGUGCAAACACGCUGGUUCCGGUGGAUGGUGCAAGGAGGGGGCGAGGCAGCAGGGGGCUGUUCCCUCUGGCCCUGGCCCUGGCCCUGGCCCUGGAGCAGUAUAUAUGCAACAGAGCAGGGCUGUCCACACCGCAUCCAGCAAUCUGUGUCCCGAACGGAACAGCCACACAGGGCCAUGACGCUGCUGCUGCUCAGCCUCUGGCUGGGCCUCGCCUGGGCCCAGCAGGACCAAAGCCUGGUGCCUGUGCAACCCGGCUUCCACCCUGAACAGGUGGAGGGGCCCUGGCACACCGUCAAGCUCGGCGCCACCGACCCGUCUGUUAUUGAGGAAGGAGGCUCCUACCUGUGUUCCAUGUCUGGCAUCAAACUCCUGGAGGACGGAGACCUGAACAUCACCUACUUCCACAGGAAAGAUGGAAAGUGCGUGCAGGAAUUCUACAUUGGGAAGAAGACCAACACGCCCGGCCGCUACACUUUUGAGUACGAAGGUAAAAACUUCCUCACCUUCGUGGCUGUGGGCGAUGGCUUCCUCAUCAUGGACCUGGAGAAGCGCCGUGAAGCGGGUGCUCUCAUCGUGGUGGAGCUCCACGGCAGGACCUUCCUGGUGAACGAGGUGGGGCAGGAGGCGUACAGGAAGCACACGCUCAGGAGAGGUAUCCAGCCAGACAACAUUGUGGAACUGUCUGCUCACGCAAGAUGCACCUCCCUGGGGUCCUAGGGCUCCUUGUGUGCAGCCCAGAGCCAGCGUUCCUGUGGCCCCGUUUCUGGAUGCCUCCUGACCUGCGCCCUUCCCCCCCCCCCUACAAUAAACCAGUCCUGCAUCUGUCUGGG
This is a messenger RNA of Ictidomys tridecemlineatus (thirteen-lined ground squirrel), 2735 nucleotides long. RefSeq names its product allergen Fel d 4. NCBI's taxonomy places the organism in Eukaryota, Metazoa, Chordata, Mammalia, Rodentia, Sciuridae. Gene Ontology annotation, molecular function: odorant binding; small molecule binding. The record is from RefSeq and is a predicted model, not a curated record.